AUGCAAAAGGCCAUCAAAGUGAGUGUUUUGUCUGAUUAUCUUGCUCACCAUCCUGUGGAUGAUUAUCAACCGAUGAAGUUUGAAUUUCCGGAUGAGGAUAUCAUGUGUAUCAAAAAUGAUUGGACGUUUGGUCCAAAACCUGGUUCUAAGUGGACGCUUGUGUUUGAUGGUGCCUCAAAUGCGCUAGGACAUGGCAUUGGGGCAGUGGUUACCUCCCUUACGGGUUUCCACAUUCCUUUCACGGCAAGGAUUUGUUUUGAUUGCAAUAAUAAUUUCGCCGAAUAUGAAGCAUGUAUAUUCAGAAUCCAAGCCACGAUUAACAUGAGGAUUAAGAUCCUAGAAGUGUAUGGAGAUUCAGCUUUAGUAAUUUGCCAAGUUCGUGGAGAUUGGGAAACGCGUCACAAGAAUUUGAUCCCUUAUAGGGAUUAUAUCUUAGAGUUGAUCCCAUUCUUCGACAAAAUUACUUUCAAUUAUAUUCCGAGGGAAGAGAAUCAGUUAGCAGAUGCUUUGGCUACCCUGUCUUCCAUGUUCAAGGUGUCUUGGACUAACGAUGCACCUCAUAUUACAAUUGAACGAUUGGAUGAGCUAGCAUAUUAUGAAUCGGCGUACAAUUAUGCAAUUGAUGAGGCUGACGAUGAGAGACAUGGUUUUAUGAUAUUAAAAGGUACGUUGAAAGUUAAGAGUAUUCUAAAGAUGUGUCUGUGA
Molecule: messenger RNA, 705 nt
Organism: Vicia villosa (hairy vetch)
Lineage: Eukaryota; Viridiplantae; Streptophyta; Magnoliopsida; Fabales; Fabaceae
Exons: 1
Coding region: 1-705 (234 amino acids)
Molecular function (GO): RNA-DNA hybrid ribonuclease activity; nucleic acid binding
Source: RefSeq, a predicted model, not a curated record